This is a messenger RNA of Portunus trituberculatus (swimming crab), 315 nucleotides long. RefSeq names its product cold shock-like protein CspB. The transcript has a single exon. Gene Ontology annotation, biological process: regulation of gene expression. Bases 1 to 315 code for a protein of 104 amino acids. Gene Ontology annotation, molecular function: nucleic acid binding. NCBI's taxonomy places the organism in Eukaryota, Metazoa, Arthropoda, Malacostraca, Decapoda, Portunidae. The record is from RefSeq and is a predicted model, not a curated record.
AUGCUACAUUCCUCUCAGGCAAGCGAGAGUGAGAACACCUCCGCGAUUGCAGCGCAGCAGCACAAGGGUACCUUCAAGUGGUACAAUAAGAAGUCUGGCUACGGCUUCAUCCGUGAAUUCGUAGCCAACAAAGACUACUUUGUACACUACUCUGGACUGACGAGAUCCUUCAGGAAAGCCUUACCCCGAGAAGGAGACCACGCCACCUUCACCAGCUUCAAGGGGAAGAAGGGUCCAGAGGCCAGAGAGGUCGCCAAGGAAGGCAACCAAGAACGCUCCCUUCCCCGCCCUAAAUCGUCUUCCAGGGCUGGGUAA